AUGUCUGAAGAAGUGACCUACGCAACACUCACAUUUCAGAACUCUGCUGAAGCAGGAAAUAACAGGAAUCAAAAUAAUCGAAGAAAAAGAGGGUAUCCGGCUCCAUCCUCCAUAUGGCGUAAGGUUGCCUUGAGUCUGCUAACUCUUUGCCUGAUGCUUCUGAUUGGGCUGGUGACCUUGGUGAUAAUGUAUUUGCAGACAUCUAAUGAAAUUAACUCAGAUUUGGAAAAGUUCAGUCCACUUCAGAAAACUAUCCACCAACAGCAGGAUAACACAUCCCAGCAGCUGAGCAACUACAAGAACUUCCACUUGGAGGAAGAAUUUCUCAAAUCACAGAUCUCCAAUCUAUUGAAGAAGCAGGGGCAAAUGGCCAUCAAACUCUGCCAAGAGCUUAUCAUUCACAAUUCAGACCACAAAUGUAAUCCUUGUCCUAAAAUGUGGCAAUGGCACCAAAACAACUGCUAUUAUUUUGCAACCAAUGAAGAGAAAACCUGGAUUGACAGUAGAAAGGACUGCAUGGGCAAGAACUCUACUCUGAUGAAUAUAGACAGCUUGGAAGAAAAGGAUUUUCUGAAGUCACAGCCAUUACCCAAGUAUUCUUUCUUCUGGCUAGGAUUAUCAUGGGACCCAUCUCGCAAAAUUUGGCUAUGGGAGGAUGGCUCUACUCCCUCUACAUCCUUAUUUAGUACUAAAGAACUUACCCAGAUAGAUAGAUUCAAAGGAUGUGCUUAUUUUCAAAAAGGAAAUAUUUAUGCUUCCCGCUGCAGUGGUGAAAUUUCUUGGAUUUGCGAGAAGACAGCUGCAUUAGUAAAGAUUGAAGAUUUGAAUUAA
Molecule: messenger RNA, 831 nt
Organism: Orycteropus afer afer
Lineage: Eukaryota; Metazoa; Chordata; Mammalia; Tubulidentata; Orycteropodidae
Gene: CLEC12B
Product: C-type lectin domain family 12 member B
Exons: 6
Coding region: 1-831 (276 amino acids)
Biological process (GO): natural killer cell inhibitory signaling pathway; negative regulation of signaling receptor activity
Cellular component (GO): external side of plasma membrane
Molecular function (GO): signaling receptor regulator activity; protein phosphatase binding
Source: RefSeq, a predicted model, not a curated record